Messenger RNA from Porites evermanni, 2560 nucleotides. Lineage: Eukaryota; Metazoa; Cnidaria; Anthozoa; Scleractinia; Poritidae. The record is from the annotation of a GenBank genome assembly.
GCUGCAAUUCGAAGAUUCAAGCCACUCUUUGACAGGAUUUUGGUAGAAAAAUUCCUACCAGAAGUAGUAUGUAUUGUUGUUCAUUCUUUUGCACAACCAUAUGCAUUAUAAAUUACGAUGCAAGCAGUUCCUUAUUGUACUAAUAGGGGUGGCAAGUGAUAACUAGAAAAUUUUGGCACUGGGAAGAUUAUAAGCCAACCCACAGGCAGACCACCCUCUGUUUGUGUGGCUGUUGUCGUUAUUUAAAUCCAAGUAUCAUUAUUUUGUACUCAACUGAAGAAAAUAAAGAUUAAUGUUAUGGCAGCUACAAUUUACUCCAAAACCCUGAUUGGAGCCCCGCGGGGGGGGGGGGUACUCCCAUACAUUACCUAUACGGGUAUGUGCCGCCCAACGGGGUCGUGAUUUUGAAGCUCCUGAUUUAGAACGGGGUAUCCAUUUCAGGGGCGUUUUCUAGAACGGGGUAUAAUAUUUCGAACGCACGAAAGCUCCAGUUUUGUAAGCAGCCAUUUGAAAUUAUUCAAGACAGAUUGCUUUUAAAAAUAUGGUUCAAUGCAUUAACAAGCAAACUCUUGUACUCUUUGCACCCUAGAACGGAGUAUAAAAAAUUGGCCUAAUUCUAGAACGGGGUAUCAAUUUUAGGGGAAAUUUUUUUUAGAACAGGGUGCCAAUUUGGAGGCCCGGGCGGCACAUACCCCCCCAAAAAAUACCCAAGGCCCCCCCCCCCCCCGUGGGAUUGGAACCUAAAUGUUCAAGCCAAUUUCAAGCAAAACGUUAACUUAGGCAACUUUGCUGCAAGGUACCUGUUGGCUGAUGCAGUGGCUGAUCCAGGGGAUCUCCCCCCCCACCUUAUUUUUAGACCAAACUGAGGACCAAACGGUUGAAAAAAAAUUUUUUGGAGAUGUGCCCCCACUUAUCUCAGGGUCUGGAUGACCGCCCCACUCCCUUAUCUAAAGGUCUGGAUCGGCCACCGGGCUGAUGUACAUUGGGCACUAUCGGUCGACAUUGGCUGUUACUUAAAGGGCAUUUCAAUUGACAUGCAUACCAGUAAAUAUUAGUUUGAUAAGGCGCCAAAUUUCAGCCAAUUUCCUCGCAGAGGUUAUCCACCAGUGUUGCAGCCAACACCUCAGUAGACUGUCAGUCGACUUAUCAAAGUUACAAGCAAACAUUGGGCAGCUAUCGACGGAUAGACUGCAGAGGCCGACAUUUUCCACACAGUGGUCAGAUUCAGGACUGAUACUGAACUGAUACUAAAUUGACAUCUCAAUCUGUCUGAAUGUGAAUAAAAAAAAUCAUAACUGGUUUAUGAACUUCACUUUUUUUUUUUCCUUUUUUAGAAAACCAAAGGAGGAGUUCUUCUUCCUGAGAAGGGUCAGGGGACAGUAUUGGAGGGGACAGUGAUUUCUGUGGGACCCGGUGCUAGAGAUAAAGUGAGUUGAAGAACCUCAGCGAGUGGACAGUGAUUGGUGAUAACCUAAUACUGCACAUUAAAAGAUGCCAUUGCAGUAAACUCUUUAAUUAUCCUAAACAAGGGAUUAAUUUCAGAUCAAGUUUGUAAAUAGAUAAUCUAUCAAGUUUGUAAUUAGAUUGCAACAUUUAUUUUAAAAAAAGCUACCAGGAUUUAUUACAAGACAUGGUCUGAACAACCUGGUGAUAAAAAAGAAAAAGUAGCACUUGCCAGCAUGACCCAGUAUGUAACCUUAUUUGUCGCAGAUUAACUUGUUAAUAAUUUUGUCAAAAUUUGCAUUGCACAUGGAAUGUGCAUGGAUCAGAAACACGAACAGGCUUUAUAUAUAUUUAUAUAUCUUUACUUCUGGUUGGUUAUUGCUGCCAGUGAUGUCAUCAAUACAUGACAUCCAGUUGCAUUAAGGUUUCAAAGCAACACCUCCGCUGGGCGCACUAUCAUAUUUUAUUCAUGAAAGGCAGACAUGUUUAUCCAUCCUCUGUAAAAAAAUAAGUUUACUGAUUUGGUGAAUUGCGACCAAUUCUCACCAUGCUAAUGCCAGGAACUACAAACUGUACAACGCCCUCUGCAAGAGACUUAGCAACGAUUUAUGUUCCUCAAAUGCGAUGAAAUGAGUUAAAGUUCAGCUUUUACCGUCAAAACCCUGCUUAUUUUGCUCAAAUGUAUCUUCGAAUAUUUCUUGAUAAAUACAGCUCCACCAGCUUCAAACAGCAUCUACCAGCAGAAUUUCAUGUAGAAAAGCCUUGAGAUAAUAGUUAAACACUUGCGUUUAACAUUUGGUGACAUGGCUUACUUUUUUCAUACAAAUCAUGCUGGGCGCCCUGAAUUUGACAAUUUCAGAGCACAGGGCUCCCUCCAGUUUUUCUUAGAGCACAGCCUUACAUUUUGUAAUGGAAAGGGUAUUCAUUCUAGAAAUGUUUUGACAGGUAUACUAGAAAAUUAGUUGCCAUUAUUUUAUAUAUUCUUUUGUUUAACUCAUUACUUGACUUUUCUUUGUUCUUCCAGUCAGGUAACAUUGUUCCCAUAAGCGUGAAUGUGGGUGACAAGGUUUUACUCCCAGAGUAUGGUGGAACAAAAGUGACCAUGGAGGAAAAGGUU